Zeugodacus cucurbitae (melon fly) is the source of this 12647-nucleotide messenger RNA. It is a transcript of the gene OtopLa, whose product is annotated as proton channel OtopLc. Gene Ontology annotation, cellular component: membrane. Lineage: Eukaryota; Metazoa; Arthropoda; Insecta; Diptera; Tephritidae. The record is from RefSeq and is a predicted model, not a curated record. The transcript is spliced from 12 exons. Gene Ontology annotation, molecular function: proton channel activity. Gene Ontology annotation, biological process: proton transmembrane transport. Bases 2116 to 5124 code for a protein of 1002 amino acids.
ACUGUCAGUCCAGUCAGUCUACGGUGGGUAGAUUGUUUGUUUGUUGGCUAAAGUUGUUUUCAGUCUGAAACGAAUUGUUGUGAAUGAUGGACGGUAGAGCAAUUGGCUGCGACGUUUAGAAUAUUUAGUGAACGGACUUGGAUCAGUCAUUUUUUUUCAUGUGUGAAUUGUGUUGAUGGGGCAAUUGGAAUAGCCAGUGUGUAGUGGCACAUAGAAGCGCGCAGAGUCAAUGUGUGAUGAAGUACAGUGACAACAGACCAGACACAGACGGCAGGCAGGUUGGCAGUUAAUCAGAUAGGCAGUGAAGCUUGAAGAAAGCAAGGCAUAAGAAUUUUUAGGGAGAACAACAACCGAAAAAGAGUGACGGUUGGUUAAAAGUAAAAGCCGGCGAUUUUGGUAUGCAAGAAAUUGAAAAAUAAAAUAAAUUUAAAUAUUUGUGGAGUUACUGACUUAAAUUGUGCUUUAAGAAGGAUAAUUUUGAAUAAAAAAUAAAUAAAAAUUUUCGCGUUUUUGCUAAAUUUCAGUAAUCAAAAUUUACGUGCGAAAUUAUUGCUUUGAGUUUAUGCGCCUAAAAGUCUAUCAAGUCUGGCAAUAAACCGCAAAAACACACACAAGGAAGAGGAUACAAGUGAAGAGGAUAUAAAAAUUUAAGAGCUCAUAUACUGAAGCCAGUGAAGAGACAAAGGUUAAGUAGUGGCAAAAGCGUUGUUUAACCUGUCAGUGUAGUGUUUUGCAUAUGUGUGUGAGUGACUACUACCGCUUGAAUAUUUCGCAUCCUUAAAAACAGGAGGCACAAAAAUCAAUCAAAAUUCCAAACCAAAACUGAGUGUAAUGGUAUUUUCUACUAAAUAUAUAUACAUAUGUACACAUAUAUCUCUAAAAGUAAAUUCUACAUAAAAUUUCUGAGAGGAAAGUGCAAUAAAAGUGUGACGAAAAACGAAAGUUUAUUAAAUUCUGCAAAGCAAAAAAAUUUCAAAAAUUCUCAAACAUCAAAACAAACUAAAACCUACGAGCCACCUAGCGCUAGACAAAAGACAACACUAAAACCUCCCCCAAAAAGAAUAAAUAGCAUAACACCCCCACAACAACAAACAAACAAACCAUCCAGCUACCAACAACGACGAAGGAUCAAAGCAAAAGGAUAAUUUGGUAGCGUGUUGCGCGCAGCGGUGGUGUGCCGUACAAAAAUAAUAACAAAAACAAAAGGUAGCAAAAUCAAAAUUGCAAAAACAAAAAACAAAAAACAAAAACAAAAAUCGGAAAUAAAACUCGCUGUGCAACGUGUCUGAUAAAAUCAAAAGUAAGCGGCAGCUUCAUAUCGCACAGCCAGCAGUCAUUGUAGUCGUUGUGUAUUUUGCAUCUGUCGUGGCUGUUGUGGCCGGAUAAGACGCGAGGAAUAUAAUAACAAAAACAAAAACGUAGAUAAUAACGAAAAUACCUUUUCCAAACGCCGGUAUCAGUGGAUCAUUGUGCAGUGCAUUAGUCCUUCUUUUCACAUAUAUAUUUGUGUAGUUAUGUGUUUGAUAGCGCGCAGGGGUGUCUGAAAUCGAAAAAAAGAAAAAAAAUCACUUUGCACCCACUUACGUUAACUGCUACUGGGAGCCAACUAAACACUAUAUACUAAAGGGACGUUAAAAUAAUACAAAGACUGCAAAUUUUGUAUUUUUUCACAAUCAAUAUCUUCUAAACCAGAAAAUCAAAACUAGCAACUUGGAAUUAAUGAAAACCAUUGACUGAUUUACUCUGCCAAAAAAACUAAGCAAACAACCUACCUACUAAGGUCUUACAAAACAUAUGAAACAAAAAAUUUAAAAACAAGUAGUUAGCAGGAAAAUAAAAUUUACAAACACAAAAUAAAAAUAAUUACGUAGCUUUUUAUAACAAAAGCAGUUAUUUGCGCUAAUAACUAAAAAAUAUAGAAUUAUUCUAAAAAAAUAAUCAUCAUCAUAAUCAAAAUUCAAACAAAUUACUAUCAAUUCAGUUCCACGUCAUUUGACGCAACUUUUUGCUACCAACAUUAACAACCAAAAACAACUACAUUAACUUCAACUCUUCAUCUGGCACACAACGAGACUCGCGAAAAACGUUCCAACACCAAAGCGGGGGUAGAAAGGAAUGCAGCGCUGUCCCUAUAUACAUGAAAUGCGAGAACGUUUACUGAACGAGCAGCCGCGAGAAUCAGUACCGUUACAACAAAUGGAGCGCGCAAAUCUACUAGACAAUCGACAAUCGGCUGAUUCCAAUCAGCUGCACGCCGAUGGCUAUCACACGAGUCCAGCACAUCAGCGCACGCCGCUAGUGCCGCGCGAUCUGGGCGAGGACUUCAAUUUGGAUUUUGACGAUGAUUUUCCGAUCGAUGCGCGUCGGCCAAAAAAUGCCAAGGUUUGCUAUUCAAUAAAGCCAAAUCCAAAUCGAAGCUUUCUACCAGCUAAAAUCACCGUGCAUGGCACUUAUCAAACUAACAUAAUAACCGGACCAAUUGAACUAUGGACAUCGCUCUUCAUCGUCACCAGUUUGGUGUAUGCCAUCAUUUUGAUUGUUGUCUGCAUUGCCUAUGUGAUUAGCGAUGUGACAACCCACCGGCUGCCAGUGCUCUACUAUGAAACAUUCUUUACCUAUUUGUAUGGCGUCAGCAUACUCUUCCUAUUGUAUGUAUUCUGCUUCCUGCUGCAGGAGAGUUCCUGCUGUAAUGGCGGCAGUAAACCGAAACCACCACCAAAGGAGAAAAAAUCCAAGAAGAAAGUACCAGAUCCAGCCGAUUCGAAGGAUGCGAAGGGUUCCAAGGAUUCUGGCAAGAGCGGCAAACCGAGUCCAUAUCAGGAGCGCUAUCCGGUUAAGAAACGUGAUCUGGUGCGCCAGUCCUUGUCGCUACAGGAUUCACAAGCUGAAGCCGAGGUCGCUGUCACCACGAAGAAUGUACGAAAACGCAAGACAACUCACAGUGAUCCCACACAUGGCAGCUUCUUUUUGCGUGUGGGCGCGAUUGCCUUUGGUUUGGGCGGCAUGAUCUAUAUUGGACUAGAGUUUGGCUCUUUCUUCGAGAUUCCCUUCGAUUCACCAUGUCAUCACAUUUUGAUUGGCGUUAAUCCAUUAUUGCAGAUGAUCUUCACCUUUAUGCAGAUGUACUUUAUAUUCAUGAAUGCCAGACUCAAUAUCCAUCGCUUCAAGGUGAUUGCACGCUUCGGUCUGAUGCAUGUUGUGGCCACGAAUAUUUGCGUUUGGAUACGUACGUUGGUCAAGGAAUCACUACUCGAAAUCACACUCUAUCAUCAACGUGGUGAACCCGAUCCCGAAGCCUCGUCCAUUGCCAAGUCCAUACGUCAACACGCAUUGCGUCAUGCUGGUACAGUUCUGCGCACCCACGCCGGUCCGAAUGAGGAAUUUGAGGUGCUGGACGGUGAGGAUUUAUUGCCCGCCAAUGCCUACAAAACCGACAAUGUACUCUCGAAAUUGGUGCGCAAAACUGUUGAUGGCAUCUCCAAGUCGCUGGGCAUGGGCGCUGCUGCGGGCGCCAACGCCAAUGCAGCGCUCACCACGCUGCUCACAUCCACCACCAAACCAUUGACCUCAACCACCACAACCACCACCACCACUACUACCCCACGUCCCUUUUUCACCACACCACCAUCGUAUCAGUGGCAAAGCACUACUAUGGCACGCAAGUUGAAGAAGUUUAUCACGAGCACAACAGCUGCCACGACCACCACAUUGGGCACAACGCCUACCACACCAUCGACGACUACAAUGCUGGCGAGCAGCCCAAUUACCACCACGACCACAACAACUACGACCACUGAGAUACCCUUCCGACAGCAUUUUGAGCAUUCGGCAUUUACAACUGCAGCGCCAAGUGUCGCCACCGAUUAUCUAACGUCCACUCACGUCUCGGCAGCCGAUUUAGCAUCUACCACCGCCGAAUCGAUGUCCACCGGUUUUGGUACGGGCAUUGCUUCGUUCUUUAGUAAUUUAGUCUCGUCAACACCCAGCACCGCGGUUACCACAAGCACACCCUCCACUACCACCGAGAAUGCUCUGAAUGUAAUGACUAAUUUACUUGGUCCCGGCAUGAAUAACUUCCAAACCUAUUCGGAAAUCUCGCACCCCGAGUCAACUGGCGUUGUGAGCUUUGAUAAUCUCGAGAGUCUCGAUAAUAUAUAUCCCGCCGCGCUUUCCUCCAACAUUGGCACCUUGAAUUCGACCGCUUGUGGACGUGUCGAUAUUAUGGGCACAAUUGUCUACGAUUCAGCACCCUUCCUGUAUCCCUUCAUUAUCGAGUACUCACUAAUCGGUGCCGUUGUUUUGUAUGUAAUGUGGAAGCAUAUUGGUCGCUAUCCGGGCCGCAUGAACGAUGAGGAUUUGGAGCAUCGUUUGGAAGUGAUGUUGUCACGUCGCGCUGUCGCAAUGGCACAUCAGGCACGUUCGGGACGUGUCGAUUGUGUGGGUUCGUCAAAAGGGUUAUUCUUUGGUCUGUUGUUGUUGGUUGGUGCUUUGAUUUGCCUGAUACUCUUCUUCGUCUUGGUGCGUCAUCAGCAGUUCUCGCUGCUAGCAAUUUACCUUGCCGACGCAAGUCAUUGCAUACUCAUGGCCUUCGCUGUGCUAGCCAUAAUCAUCGGUUUUAUAAGAGUUAAAAAUCUGAAAUUCCGCUGCGAAGAGCAAUCCAAUCUCAAUGACAUACUGCUACGCAUCUCCGCUUUCGGUCUCUUCACCUAUUCGAUAUUUGGCGUCAUUGCCGGCAGUUUAAAGGCAUUCGAAAGCGAACCAAAUCUUCUAGUCAUGACCACAAGCGGUGUUGCGGUAUUCCAGGUGAUCUUACAAUUACUCUUCAUUGCCGAUGUCUCGCGUCGUCGCGUCCACUUGCCCGAACAUGAUCGCAGCAAACCGGGCCGUCAAAUCGUCACAUUCCUGCUGAUCUGCAAUGUGGCCAUGUUUGCUAUUUACACAUUUGAAGCUCAAAAAGUAUUCGCCAAUCCUGUAAGUAGAUAUGUUCAACUCGACUUCUAUGGCUUUGUGCCAUGGUCAAUAAUUCAACGCGUCACACUGCCACUCUGCAUUUUCCAUCGUUUCCACAGCGCCGUAGCACUAGCUGAGAUCUGGAAGACAACGUACAAGGCACGUUUGGAGUAAGCAGUUAAUGUGAAAGAUGCACAUAAGAGAAGUUAAAGAAAACGUUAGAGCGUAUCAAAAUGGAGGAGUAGUGCCCACUGAACGAAACUGCCAAACUGCGAAAAAGGUACCAAAAAACAAAUAAAAGGAAAAACAAAAAAUACCAAAAGAGAAGUCAAGAGAGUUAAAAAUGGGGCGCAACGAAGAAGGUAGCAUAUAAGAAGGUGAAAAAAAUACUUGAAAAUAAUUAAAACAGAACAGUAAAUGCAGCAAAGAAAACAUUGAAAAUGUAUUAAAAAGCAAAUAUUUGAAAUAUUUAAGUGUGGAAAGAAAGAGAGUAUCAGAAAAAAGAAAAAGUGAAACUCCAAACACUCAGCUACAAAGCCACAUACAUCUACAUACAACAAAAAACGAACAGAAAUCCAUACAUUGAGCGAAAUAAUAGCAAAGCAAACAGAAAGUAAUCGCAAAGUAAUUGAAAAGUAAUUAAAGAGUAAUUGCAGAGAACAGAAAUCCAUACAUUGAGCGAAAUAAUAGCAAAGUAAACAGAAAGUAUUUGCAGAGUAAUUAAAAAGUAAUUACAGAGUAAUCGCAAAGUAAUUAAAAUGUAAUUGAAAAGCAGCAAAUAAAAACGAUUAAACCAAAUCAAUUUAUGCAUUGUAGUCUGACCUCGAGCAGACCAUAAAGAGUUGUAUAUUUAAGUGUAAUGUUAAGAUUUUACUUAUUAAUGAUUACAAAGAAAAUUUUGAAAAAUGAAAAAAAAAACAAACAAAAAAUACAUAACAAUUAUUAAUUAUGAAUUAUAUAGUUAAGUGAGUACAAUUUGUAGAUUUUCAAGAUAAAAUUUAUAAUAAUUUGUAAGUCAAUGUAAUAUUUUAUUUAUUAAUCAACAACAACAAACAAUAAAAAUAAAAGUAAUUAAAAUGCAAUUUUGUUGUUUUGUAGGGAGUUAAUAUUGAAAAAACUGAAACUGUUAAUUUUUUUUCUUAACACUAUUUUCAUUUACUGCUAGGCAGCCAAUGCAUUAACUUUUAAGUGCUAAGUCAUAUUUAUAAAAAAACGCCGUAGAAAAAGUGCGAAAAAUGGCGAAUUAUUUAGUACUUAAAUAAAAAAAAUUAUUUGAUAUUUUAAAUGCUUAUGUAAAAAUAACUGUUAAUAUGAAAAUAAUAUUUUUUUCUUUUUUUUGCACUUAAAGUUAUUAUUUUAAUAUUAAAAAAAAAAUUUAAAAAUAUUAAAAAAUUCAAAAAAAUAUUUAAAUAAUUGAAAAAAAUUGUUUUUUAUGUAUAUUUUAUUGGAAAAAACUUGCAAACUAAAUACACGUUUUAUAUAUUAUUUGCAAUUAAUUGGCAACUUCAUAAUAUACAAUAUAUGUGUAUGGUAUAUCUAACUCCCAAACAAACAAAAAAAAAAAAUAUAAUAAAUAAAAAAACUAAUAUUAAGUAUAUUACAACUAAAGUUAUAUAUACACACAGACACCCAAACAUAUUAAUAUGAAAUAUAAAAUACAAAAACAAAAAAAACAUUAAUAAAAAAUUGUUGUUUAUUUUAUUUUCUAUAAAACUGUAGAAAUUAAAGGAAAAUUUUCAAAAGCAAAGUUUAUUUAUAAGAUAAUGCUAAAUGGGCUUGGCGUAUAAAUUUUACUAUACAUAUGUAAGCGUGUUAUUAGUCGUAUUUUUAAACAAACAAAUAUGAGGGGUAAGAAAUAAACUGAAUUAUGAUUAAUUAAAAUUUAUGAUAUUUGUAUGGUACAGACAGAUAUUAGAAAUCACAGCAUAUUCACAACAUUAUCCGCAAUUCGAUUGACAGCUUACAGAUUAGAAGAAUUAAUUGGAAAACAGAUGUAAAGCAGCAAAAAAUUCAUGACCCAUUACAAAACAUAACCACAUUCUCAUUCAAAUGAAUCAUUUUCUCAAUGUGAGAUGCAAAGACAUAUAUUUGCAGUUUGAUAAGAGUGAAAACUUUCGCUAAAAAUGUUAAAAAAGCUUUCUUUGGAAGUGGAAGCUUUCACUGAUGCAGUAAAAAGCUUUCUUUGGAAGUGAAAGCUUUCACUGAAACAGUAAAAAUCAGUCAUUGGAAGUGAAAGCUUUCACUGAAACACUUAAAAGUUUUCGCUGAAAGUGGAAGUUUCCUCUCAAACUGUGAAAAGCUUUUAUUGAAAGUGAAAGCUUUUACUAAAACAGUAAAAAUCUUCUUUUGAAGUGAAAACUUUCACAGAAAACGUUAAGAACUUUCAUUCAAAGUGAAAAUGUUCACUGUAUCAGUAAAAAGCUUUCAUUGCAAGUGGAAGCUUACUCUGAAACCGUGAAAAGCUAUAUAUAAAAUACUAAAAAUCUUUCAUUGGAAGAGAAAGCUUUCACUGAAAAUAUUAAAAACUUUAAUUCAAAGUGAAAGCUUUCACUAAUACGAAUUUGCAUUAAUGAUGAAAACUCUUAAAAAACCUGACCGCUUUCACUUAUAGUAAAACUUUAAACGACAUGAAAAAAAGGGAGAUUAAUGAGGAACUUUGAAAUAUUUUCUAGCUUUUUCUAAGGCAUAAGAAUGUUUUGCAUUGGAAUUUUAGCUCAAUCUAUGUGAAAAACUUCACAAUGUUUUCAAUAAAUCUUUUGGUUGUCAAACUAAAAUUCUCGAUAAGACAAAUAUAAACUUGAAUUGAGGGAAGGAAAUUGAUAAGGUUGGACCUAUUAUUCCAUCAUGACUCUUUAACUAAAAUUUAAUAGUUUUACCGUUAAUACAGAAUAUGAUUGAGAUUUUCAUAUUUUAUCGAAGUACAGGAAACUUUAAAAGCUUCAUAGAUCAAUAGAUCUCAGAGUUUCAAACGCCAUUGAGUUGCCAAUGGUUAUAAGUACACCAAAAAAGUGUUAUCGUGUAAACCUACUCAUGAGCUUGAGUAAUACCAAUAGAGGAGAAUUAAAUUAAAGGAGAAUACUUUUUUGAAAUCUUUACAGAAACUUAUAGAUUAUUCUUAGAAAAUUUCAGGAGAAAUGUUAGAUGAAUUUUUCAAACAUAAACUCAAAAACUGAAAUCUCUGCAUUCCUCAUACAAACAUUGAGUAAGUAUUUUGAACAUCAACAUAUAUACAACCGAUCAGAGACAUACGCUACCCUAAAAAACAACAACAACAAAUCAUUAUCAUCACCACACACCAACAUCACUGCAAUUAUGAAGGGAGUUGAAAAAGUAAGUUUGAGAAGUAAAAGCAAAAUCUGUUGAAAACUGACAGAGAGGCAACCGAAGACCCGAAAACAUAGCUGAAACUUUCAAAAUACAUGCAUACAUUCAUACAUAGUAAAUAACAACAAUAAACUGUGAUCAAUUGACAUUUAUUUAAUUUCAAUGAAAAAAAAACAUGUUUUUGAGCAUUGGCAAGACACAAGGACCAGAAUUAUGAAAAAAAAUUGGCAAUUGUUGGUAGAAAAAAAAUUAAACUAACGGUUAAUGCAAAUACACAGAUUGAAUUUGAAACCGAGUUUUUUAGUAGUUAUGAACAUUUUUUAUAUAAACACACACAGGUGAGAAACAAAAAAUUAAAAUUAAUUGUAUAAUUAUGGAAGGAAAUUAUUGUAAUUAAAAAAUUAAAAAAAAAAAAAUAUUAAUAAAAAGUAUAACAAAGCAAAAACGGCAAAGUGUAAGUAAGAAAAAUAUAUAAAAAAUAAUAUAAAAAAUAAAAAAAAAAAUAUUUAAAGUAAAUUAAAGUAAUCAACUUUUUUAAAUGUCCAUUUUGAAUAUUAGUAGUGAACUUUAAAUGAUAAAAAAUCUAUAAACAACAACAAAAAUCACAAACAACAGCAUUAUACAUGAAUAGUAAAUAUGUUUAAAGGCAGGUAAAUUGUUGCAUUUUGUCGUAAUACAAAAACAAAAAAAAUAAUAAUAAAAACUAAAAUUAUUUACGAAAUUAGCAAAGCAAGCAAAAAUAGCAUAAAUAUGUGAGUAAAAAAAAUCUAAAAACACUGUUUACAUGUAACUUAUUGAAAAUACAACAAAUGGAAGAACAAAAAACCAAAAACGAACAAAAAUACCAAAAAACACAUUCUAAAACAUACUGAAAGCAUUUAAGCAUACAAAGUGAAAUAAUAAAUAUAUUGGCGACACACUUGUACUUACAAAAACAAGAAAAGCAAAAAUAUUAGCAAAGAAUUGCAAAAAAAAAAAUGUGAAAAUGUCUUUUUCAAUUGCAAAAUAUAUUAUAUAAUAUAUAUACAUAUAUAUAUAAAGUUUACCAAGAAACCCACCAAUUUCAAAGUAUUACAUACAUACGAACAUUUCUUACAAACGAGUUAUACACGUUAAAAAAUAGUGAAAAACGACAACAACAACAAAAGUAACAGCAAAAUAAAAAACAAUUUAAAAAACGCACUUAUUUUGAGGAAACAAAAUAUUCAAAUUUUCAAAAACAAAAAAAUCAUGUGAAACAAUUUUCAAGUGGGAGAGAGAGCAUAGAGUAUUUAUAUUACAUGGCUCAAUGCUUAAUGCAUAUGUAUAUGAUCCGAAAAAUAUUAAUUUCAAUACUUAAAAUUAUGCGUUGAACCCCAAUUCAUAAAUCACAUUUUUGAUUAAAGCUUUAAAGCUUUUCAUACAAGCUUUUAAAAGUUGCUUAGAGGACUUUUAAGCUUUUCAUCCGAGCUUUUAAAAGCUGCUUAGAGAGCUGAACUCAAAUUCAUAAAUCACAUUUUUUGUAUAAAUCUUUCAAGCUUUUCAUACGAGCUUUUAAAAGCUCUUAGAGGGCUUAACCCAAAUUCAUAAAUCACAUUUUUGAAUAAAGCUUUUUUAAGCUUUUAAUCUAGGCUUUUAAAAGCUGCUUAGAGAGCUUUUAAGCUUUUCAUAGAAGAUUUUAAAAGCUUUUUAAAGAGCUUUGAUAAAUUAUAAAUUUUCCCACUUCAUUCGAACACACUUAAUAAAUGUUUUUCUACAAUUUUUGAGAUCAUUCCACUCAAGUCGUCAUAAUACAACCAUGCAUAACAUUUUCCAACAUCAAUAAACACGUAUGAACACUGCCGUUUAUAUAUAAAUUUGUACAUUUAUAUAUAUUUACAUACAUACAGUCUGCAUAUGAAAGACAUUUUUCAAUUUCAUAAUUCACAUAUUACCACACUUCAGAGGUUUAGUGAAAAGCACUAAUUGAAAAGUAGAAAUUUUACAAACGAAUUUUACAUUAUAUUAUCAAUUUUAUUAGCUGCUUUUACGAAUUUGUUAAAAGAUUUCAAAUUUUUUUUUUAAAUUUAGAGAGUUUUUCGGGCAGUACAAAAAACCUGGCCUACAUUUCGGCGCAAUGACAUUAAAGCAAGAGAGUUAGGAGGACAUUCCAAACUUAAUUGAUGAUGAGAGAAAGCAAAGCAGCAAUUAAAGUAUACACUGCACAUUUGUUAGACUGCUUUAAGAUCUGAAUUCUAUGAUAUUCAAGCUCAAUAUAGUAGUUGCCUACAUUUCGGCGCAAUUACAAUAAAAAUAAAGGAAAAUUUGGUAUGUGGUAUGUGGUAUUUUUUCUAACUUGAAGCAAUAUCAUCGCCAAUCUCAGCAUUCAACACGAUGCUCGAGUGGAUGAGUUUUUAAUACACCAUUGUCAUACUAUGGUUAGUUUUUACUAAGAGAUCUUUACAAGUUCAUUUAAAGAGCUCAAGUUUACUACGGAAAUCGGUGAAUGUGAUACGCGGAAAUGUAGAGCGGUUUUCUCAUGACAUCUCGAAAGGUAUUUAAGUCUUCGGAACUUUUUCAAUAAAUGAAAUUAUUUAUCGAAAACUAACAAAAUCAGUAGAUAAAAUAGAUAAUGAUUCAUUAAAUAAAAAAUACAACUCUUCCGGAAAAAAUUUGUAUACCUCAAGAGGCUUCAAAUAAUUCAAGUCUCUCUGGUACAGAUUUAUGACAGAUCUGGUAUCCAAAUUUAAGAGUUUGGAUACAAAUUGCGUGGAAGCAUAAGUAUUUGAGAUAAAAAAUACAUUAUUUGCCCGAUCUGUGCAAAAAAAUAAGGAUCUCUGAUACUCUCAAAUAAUUUAAAAAAUCACAAAAAUUUCAUUAUGAAGUCUUCAAUUUUUUUUUUGUGUACGAAGGGCUAAAAAGCAGAAGGGAUAUUUCUGUAAAAGCAGCUAACCUCUUUUCAAUUAUUUUGUAUUAAAUUUUACUCUUCAAAAUAGCUCGAUUUGCUCAAUACAAACACCAAAUAAAAACGCUAUAAAAAAUUAUUAGUAGAAGAGCUUUCAAAAUAAAAGUGUAGCAAGUGAAAAAUAUAAAAUUUUACUUAGUACAAUUCAAACUCCAAAAUAUAGAAGACAGCAAUUAUAUGUAGCAUAAAUGUAAAAUCGCAUAAAUACAUAUUAUUAAAUGCAGAGAAAAUAAAAAAAAAAAUUAAAAAUAGAUAAAAAAGAAAUUUGAUAAAAUAUUAAUAAAUAUGAUUUUUUAAUAUUUCUUAUGUAAAGUAGAACAAAAAGGAUUAAUGCAACUCAAUUUUUUAUUUAAAGAAAUUACGCAACAGAACUUGUAUGUAAGUAUAUGUUAAGAGUUAAAGAAAAUGUGAAGCAUACCUAAAGACGCAUAAGAAUAUGUCGUUGUGAAAAACUGAAAAAAAAGUUUAAAGAGCUGGAAAAUGUAAACAAAAAAAACAACAAAGCGAAUUUGUAAACCAAAUUUUGCGGAUUAAAUGUUAAAAGUGUAUAAAAAAAUGGAAGAAAAUGUGCGCAGUUUAACGAAAACGAAAAGCAAUGCGAUACUUCGAUACAUGUUACAACUACGAUGUACGCUCCCUGCUCCCCGCAUACCUAGAAAAAAAAACACAUUAAAUACCGCAAUUUAUAUAGGCAACUGUACCACACUUCAAAUGUUUAUGCGUAAACGAAUUAGAGCAGCAAGAAAGGAGAGCUUUGAUGAUGAAAAAUGCAAUAGCAACAACACAAAAAAGUCAAAAAUAAAAUUAUAAAAAAAAAUUAAAAUAAAAUAUUUAUAAAACUCAUAAAAUAAAUAACUGACAAAGACAAAUUGUAAUCCAUUACUUAAAUAGCGAAAAUUUUGCACACGAAUGUACAGCUCAAUAGCUAGUAAAGAGAGAGAAAUCUUAGUGCUAAUACAUAUUUACAGGCGUACGGUUAUGCAUACAUACACACAACAGAAAAAAAGAACGGUAAAUAAAUUAUAACAAAUGAGCGAAAAUAGCAGUAAAUAGCGAAGAUUAGCGUAGACAGUACGAAUGCAAACGAAGAAGUAAAUGGCUCACGGACAAAGAUCCUGUUGGCAUAAACGAAGCUGCGAACAAAGUAAAAUAUUUCAAAUAGCAAAUAAAGACCGAUUCAAGCAUUAUAAAAAAAAAAAAUAGUUCAACUCGAAUUCUAUAUAUAUAAAAUGAAAUAGUAUACAAUAUAUAAUAUAUAUGUAUAUGUAUGUACAAGUACUAAAUGAAUAUACUACAUAUAAAUAUGUAUGUAUGUAUAUGUGCGAUAAUGGCAAAUUAUGAAACGAUAUUGUAUUUGUAGUGUAGCAAAGGUAAAGCGUAAAAGCUUCAAAACACAUACAUACAUAUAUACACCGAUACUGGAUACAUACACGCAUGCAUAGACAGGAAA